This is a messenger RNA of Halichondria panicea, 1716 nucleotides long. RefSeq names its product NADH dehydrogenase [ubiquinone] flavoprotein 1, mitochondrial-like. Gene Ontology annotation, molecular function: NADH dehydrogenase (ubiquinone) activity; NAD binding; 4 iron, 4 sulfur cluster binding. The transcript is spliced from 13 exons. The coding region runs from base 118 to 1536 and encodes 472 amino acids. Gene Ontology annotation, biological process: mitochondrial electron transport, NADH to ubiquinone. Lineage: Eukaryota; Metazoa; Porifera; Demospongiae; Suberitida; Halichondriidae. The record is from RefSeq and is a predicted model, not a curated record.
AAAGGUUGAAUACGGUGGGCAACAAUAAAAAUAGUUACUAAGAAUUGUAUAACUUGACUACAGCCACAGUGUGCAGCAGAUCAGGCCUUCUGGAGUGUUCACAAGGUCUGCAAAAAGAUGGCUAGCUUGAUACAAAGACUAGUUAAAGCUUCAGAAGUAGCCCCGUUGCUGAAGCUGAGCACAAGACCAGUCAGUACAUCAGUUCUAAGACAUGCCGAUCAGCAACCUGAGCGUUCGUAUGGUGGACUGAGAGAUGAGGACCGAAUCUUCACUAACCUAUAUGGCAGACACGACUGGAAACUCAAGGCAGCCAUGAGUAGAGGUGACUGGUACAAGACAAAGGAGAUCAUGCUGAAAGGUCAUGAGUGGAUUCUAGAGGAGGUCAAGAAGUCCGGACUGAGGGGGCGUGGUGGGGCGGGAUUUCCCACAGGCAUGAAGUGGGGGUUCAUGAAUAAGCCCUCUGAUGGAAGACCUCGCUACCUGGUGGUGAAUGCUGACGAGGGAGAGCCGGGCACUUGCAAGGACCGGGAGAUCAUGAGACACGACCCUCACAAGUUGGUGGAGGGCUGUCUGGUGGCAGGGAAAUCCAUGGGAGCCAGGGCAGCUUAUAUCUACAUUCGCGGGGAGUUUUAUAACGAAGCUAGCAACAUGCAGGUGGCCAUACAGGAGGCGUAUGAGGCCGGGCUCAUUGGCAAGAAUGCUUGCGGCUCUGGCUACGACUUUGAUGUGUACAUGCACAGAGGAGCAGGCGCCUAUAUCUGCGGAGAGGAAACGGCGCUCAUUGAGAGUCUGGAGGGCAAACAGGGGAAACCUCGUCUCAAGCCACCAUUCCCGGCUGAUGUGGGUGUGUUUGGAUGUCCCACCACUGUGGCAAACGUGGAGACAGUCGCUGUGGCUCCUGCCAUCUGUCGUCGUGGUGGUGACUGGUUUGCCUCGUUUGGUCGUGAACGUAACUCUGGUACUAAACUGUUCUGUAUCAGUGGUCACGUGAAUGCCCCGUGUACUGUGGAGGAGGAGAUGAGCAUACCACUCAAGGAGCUCAUAGAGAAGCACGCUGGCGGGGUCAGAGGUGGAUGGGAUAAUCUCCAGGCCAUCAUUCCAGGGGGAUCCUCAGUUCCCCUCCUGCCUAAGGACAUCUGUGAUGAUGUGCUGAUGGACUUUGAUGCUCUGGUGGCCGUUAAGAGUGGUCUAGGCACAGCUGCAGUCAUUGUCAUGGACAAGAGUGCCGAUGUGGUUGAGUGUAUCGCACGACUCAUGCUGUUCUACAAGCACGAGAGCUGUGGGCAGUGUACACCAUGCCGUGAGGGAACAGGGUGGUUGAACACUAUCAUGUACAGAUUUGUUGAGGGAAAUGCCAAGCCUGAGGAAAUCGACAUGAUUUGGGAGCUGAGUAAGCAGAUUGAAGGCCACACCAUUUGUGCCCUUGGAGACGGAGCUGCUUGGCCAGUACAGGGCCUUGUACGUCACUUCAGACCAGAGCUAGAAGCAAGAAUGGCAAAGUAUCAUGCUCAGAAAGCUCAAGCAACCUCAGCGUAGAGCCAGAAACAUUACUCUGCAGUUUUUGUGUAUAGACUAUUACCAGUACUAUAUCUAUGAUGUAAUGCACAUGCUUAGUUUAUUAUUGGUUUGUGCACUAUGUGUGUGUAUGUUUUCUGUGCAAUUUAUGCCUCGUUGGCAUUGUUAAUAACAUUCCGAGAAAAUUAUUACGUGACAAAG